Molecule: messenger RNA, 1548 nt
Organism: Knipowitschia caucasica
Lineage: Eukaryota; Metazoa; Chordata; Actinopteri; Gobiiformes; Gobiidae
Source: the annotation of a GenBank genome assembly
AUGCCGCUGCUCUGGUGUUUGUGCGUCUUUGCGCUCUUCAGCUUGGCAGUGUUGUCCGCUCUCUGGAAAGCUCGGCGCAGAUCCUUGGAGCCCCCGUGCCUUCCAUGUCUGCCCCUGAUCGGAAGCCUGCUGAGCCUCGGGGGCCCUCAUCCUCCACACGUCCUGUUCAAGGAGCUCCAGGCCAAGUAUGGGGCCACAUACUCGCUGAAGCUGGGUUCCAAUAAGGUCAUCAUGGUCAACCACCACAUACACGCCAAAGAGGUCCUGCUCAAGAAGGGGAAGAUCUUUGCAGGAAGAUCCAGGACGGUGACCACAGAUGUUUUAACCAGAAAUGGGAAGGGCAUCGCCUUUGGAGACUAUAGUGCCACCUGGAAAUUCCACCGGAAAAUAGUGCACGGAGCCUUAAGCAUGUUUGGAGAAGGAUCUGCCUCAAUCGAGAACAUCGUUUGUGCCGAGGCCCAGUCUCUCUGCACCCUGAUGUCAGAGGCGUCUGCUGCUGACCUCUCUCUGGAUCUCUCUCCUGAACUCACUCGAGCCGUCACCAAUGUCAUCUGUGCCCUGUGCUUUCACUCUUCGUACAGUCGUGGAGACCCUGAGUUUGAAGCCAUGUUGCACUACAGCCAGGGAAUUGUGGACACUGUGGCUAAAGACAUCCUGGUGGACAUCUUUCCAUGGUUACAGAUAUUUCCCAACAAAGACCUGCAACGCCUCAAGCACUGUGUGUCUAUAAGAGACCAGCUCCUUCAGAAGAAAUACGAUGAGCAUAAGGCAGACUACAGCGAUCACGUACAGAGGGACCUGCUGGAUGCACUGCUCCGUGCGAAGCGGAGUGCAGAAAACAACAACACGGCAGAGCUGAGUGCGGGCCCUGGGGGCCUCAGUGAUGACCACGUGCUCAUGACAGUAGGGGACAUCUUUGCGGCUGGAGUGGAGACCACUACCACAAUGCUUAAGUGGGCUGUGGCUUACCUCAUCCACCAGCCACAGCUGCAGAAGCAGAUACAAGAUGAGCUGGACCGGACAGUGGGGUUGGAGAGGGCCCCUCAGCUGAAGGACCGGGGCAGCCUGCCGUACCUGGAGGCCACCAUCAGAGAGGUGCUGCGCAUCCGCCCCGUGGCCCCUCUGUUAGUACCACAUGUAGCCCUCAGCGACACCAGUAUCGGGGACUUCAAUGUGACGAAAGGCACACGUGUGGUAAUUAACGUGUGGUCUCUCCAUCAUGACCCGGAAGAAUGGCCGAAUCCAGAAAGCUUUGAGCCCGCUCGCUUCUUGAACAGUGACGCCAGUGGACUCGUCAUUCCCUCUCCCAGUUAUCUGCCCUUCGGAGUUGGCCAGAGGGUGUGUCUGGGGGAGGCUCUGGCCAAGAUGGAGCUCUUUCUGUUUCUGUCCACCAUCCUGCAGCGUUUCACCCUGACUGCGCGGCCUGGAGACCCUCUGCCCAGUUUAGAAGGCAAGUUUGGGGUAGUGCUCCAGCCACCCAAGUACUAUGUGCAUGCCCUGCUCCGACCGGGUUGGGAAAGACACGAAGACAAAAGCCUGAACCCCUGA